Molecule: messenger RNA, 420 nt
Organism: Striga asiatica
Lineage: Eukaryota; Viridiplantae; Streptophyta; Magnoliopsida; Lamiales; Orobanchaceae
Source: the annotation of a GenBank genome assembly
AUGUGGCGGCCUCGGGGGAAUGAAUGGUGGACGCAGUCGGGGCAUACACAAGGCGCCCUGCUCUCGAUCGUCUCAAUCGUUUAUAGUGGCGGUGAAUUUGACGUCACCAUAUUCGAGAUACGUCCUUUUGGUAAUAUGGCGGUACAGUACGAGGACUACUUCUUUGACGAUCAGCGAUGUCCGCCUCUUUUAAUGUCGAAAGGUCUGCCUCUUUUUAAUGUCGAGGAAAUUAACUACACCAAGGAAGCUGCUAACGUUGAGCAUUUUGCUAAUAAUUUCAACAAUAUAGAUUAUGUGCAAGUUCCAACCAUAUAUUGGGAAUCCACAACCCCACAUGUUCUUGUGAUUGAAUAUGUUCCUAAUAUCAAAUUAAUAGGAUGGAGGUUGUGGAUCAGUUGGGCGUUGACUGGAAGAGGUUGA